Molecule: messenger RNA, 1158 nt
Organism: Colletotrichum abscissum
Lineage: Eukaryota; Fungi; Ascomycota; Sordariomycetes; Glomerellales; Glomerellaceae
Product: alcohol dehydrogenase GroES-like domain-containing protein
Exons: 7
Coding region: 1-1158 (385 amino acids)
Molecular function (GO): oxidoreductase activity; zinc ion binding
Source: RefSeq, a predicted model, not a curated record
AUGUCGUCUCCAACAAUGAAAGCUGUCAACUACCAGGGCCCUUACAAGGUCAAGGUAUCGGAGGUGUCGUUACCCAAGAUUCAGCAUCCCGACGAUGUCAUCGUCAAAGUUACCACUGCAGCUAUCUGCGGCUCAGACUUGCACAUGUACGAGGGAAGAACGGCCGCAGAGGCCGGCAUCACAUUCGGCCAUGAGAACAUGGGAAUCGUGGAGGAGCUUGGCGCCGGUGUCACUCUUCUCAAGAAGGGAGAUCGUGUCGUAAUGCCAUUCAACGUCGCCGAUGGCCGCUGCCACAACUGUGAAGAGGGACGGACAGCAUUCUGCACUGGUGUAAACCCUGGAUUCGCCGGUGGUGCUUAUGGAUAUGUUGCCAUGGGCCCCUACCCUGGUGGGCAAGCACAGUAUAUCAGAGUUCCUUACGCCGAUUUCAACGCUCUGAAGCUUCCUGCUGGCAAAGAAUUUGAGUCAGAUUUCAUUUUGCUUGCAGAUAUCUUUCCCACUGGCUGGCACGGCAUCGAGCUCUCCGGCUUCAAGCCCGGCGAGAGCGUCGCUGUUUUCGGUGCCGGCCCUGUGGGACUGAUGGCCGCUUAUUCGGCAGUUCUCCGCGGCGCAUCAAGAGUUUAUGUGGUCGAUCGCGUUCCCGAGCGUCUUCAGUCCGCCGAGAAGAUCGGAUGUACACCAGUGGACUUCACCCAAGGCGAUGCUGUCGAGCAAAUCAAGAAGCUGAAUGGCGGAGAAGUUGACCGCUCUGUGGAUGCUGUUGGAUAUCAGGCCGUGAGUGCCGGUGGAAACACUGAGCAGCCCAACAUUGUGUUGGAGAAUAUGAUCAAGGUCACACGAGCCUGCGGUGGACUUGGCAUUCCAGGACUUUACGUUCCGAGCGACCCUGGGGCGUCCGAUGAUGCUUCGGCAAAGGGCAUGAUCAGCUUGAGCUUCGGUAAGCUCUUCGAGAAGGGACUCUCCCUUGGAACAGGACAGUGCAACGUCAAGGCGUACAACCGAUACCUACGUGAUUUGAUCAUCGCGGGCAAGGCCAAGCCCAGCUUUGUCGUCUCACAUGAGAUCAACAUUGAUGAUGCAGAAGUCGCGUAUGAGAAGUUUGACAAGAGAAUCGACGGCUACACGAAGGUUCUGAUCCACCCCAACGGCGGCUUCUAA